Molecule: messenger RNA, 1909 nt
Organism: Galdieria sulphuraria
Lineage: Eukaryota; Rhodophyta; Bangiophyceae; Galdieriales; Galdieriaceae
Product: AAA-type ATPase
Exons: 6
Coding region: 4-1884 (626 amino acids)
Molecular function (GO): ATP binding; ATP hydrolysis activity
Source: RefSeq, a predicted model, not a curated record
UCUAUGAAAGAGCCAUGCACAGAUGAUCUAUCCACCAUUGCCAAAGCUACUGUCUGGACGUUGAUUCCUGUAGACUAUGCAAGUAUUAUAUUAAGCAAGUAUUUCUCUGAGGAAAUUCUUCACAAAAAUAUUGUGGAUAAUAUCAUAUCGCCUGGUUGUUAUCGUUCGCUUUCUCUGUUCGACAGUUGUAUUUCCUAUCAGUGUAUUGCAGUUGUUACAAAGGGAAGCCUUGGUUGGAGUUUUUCAGAAAAAGUACUCGUAACUCAAGAAACUCAAGUUAUUUUGAUUCCUAUCGGGUGUCGUGUAUUAUAUCCCUCGGAUGAUGAUCCUUGUGAGUUGAUCGAACCUCCAGAAGCGCUGAAACGUUGUAAAAAGUUGAUGACUUGGAGAUUAUGUCAGCAAGUUUGGUUGCCCAAGAAUAUACAACGCGCUCCAGGUUUUUAUGUUUUUCGGGGCUAUGCAAAGUGUGGAAGGAAGACUUUUCUGAAGACACUAGCAAAGGAGUUGAAAGUGCUUUGCAUCGUAUUCCGAGCCACGCAAGUGUACAAUCUAUUGGCCAAAGAUCCUGAUAGAGCUCAAUGGAAUCUUUUUUUUGACAAAUGGAAAAGUUUAGAACCUUGUAUUAUUAUUAUUGAAGAUUGCGAUUGGUUAUGGGAGGACAGCAUGACUAUGAUCAACUCCUUCAUAGAAGGAUUCCAAAGACUGUCCAAGGAAAACAGAAGCAUUGCUAUUGUAGCCAACUGCAGUUCUUCGAAACUUUUACCCAACUCCAUCCUUUCACUUUGUGGAAUGAUCGUUACUUUUCCGAUAGCUUCUCAAACUGCCAGACAUCAAGUGCUUUCCCUUAUGAUGAAUAAUGAUUCGAUAGAUUGGCCAUUACAAGAAAUCCUUGAAGCUUCAUAUGGUCUUACUGUUGGAGAAUUGAAGGAUUCGCUGGCUGCCGUAGUUGACUCUUCGGAUGUCAACUUGAAUUGGCUCAAAACAUUUUGGCAGAGAAAGAGAGAAUGGAGACUAGACAACUUGACUCUUCUUGGUAUUCGAGUUUUGUUUCCCAAUCAACUCAACGAUGAAGCAUCUCUAUCUUGUCAUUUAUAUGGCCUCGACUCGAUUAUAAGACAGUUGGAGAUAUCUCUUUUUCCUCCUAGUCGAUAUUCUUCCAAUAUCUUGGCCAAUAUGCGAGGAAUCCUAUUUUAUGGGCCUCCAGGUACUGGAAAGACUUCAUUAGCAAAAAGAAUUGCCUUUUCAGCACAUGCCACUUUUAUAUCCGUUGAUGUCUCUAAUUUGAUCGAUGCUUAUGUAGGCGAAUCUGAGAGAUUGUUGCGCAUGUUAUUUCAACAAGCCAAGGAAAUGGCUCCCUGUGUUGUGUUUUUUGAUGAAAUUGAUUCUCUAUUCAAUAGAAGACAACGUUCACCGGAUAUGCCUCUUAUGCGAUGGAGGUCAUCUUUCAUUCUAGAAAUGGAUGAUUUCAAACUUGAUGAGCAAGUGUAUAUUGUAGCAGCCACAAAUCGUCCUUGGGAUUUGGAUCAGUCGCUGUUACAAGAAGGUCGUUUAUCAAAGCAUUUUUAUAUACCUCUACCAGAUAGACAAGUGAGGACCCAGAUAUUGAUGCAUCACUUUCGACACAUGUGGCCCAAUGCUUUAUCCGAGGAAACCACUUUAUAUCCAUUUGCUCAUAGUAUUGCGGAGGUGACGGAAAACUUUUCCGGUGCAGAUUUGGAAGGACUCAUUCGUAGUGCUGUUCUUAUGAGUUGUCGAAAACGGAUGCACGAUGUGGAACAUUUGCUAUCGAAAGAAGAUAUAUGGGAAGCAUUGUCUUUUUAUCAAGCUUCCAUCACUUUGGAACAACUCCAACGUUAUGAGUAUUGGCAACAAUCCACACAUUGAAUACCAAAAAGAAGGACAUUCUCCA